Molecule: messenger RNA, 3095 nt
Organism: Coregonus clupeaformis (lake whitefish)
Lineage: Eukaryota; Metazoa; Chordata; Actinopteri; Salmoniformes; Salmonidae
Product: zinc finger protein ZIC 5-like
Exons: 2
Coding region: 165-1670 (501 amino acids)
Biological process (GO): central nervous system development; regulation of transcription by RNA polymerase II
Cellular component (GO): nucleus
Molecular function (GO): RNA polymerase II cis-regulatory region sequence-specific DNA binding; DNA-binding transcription factor activity, RNA polymerase II-specific
Source: RefSeq, a predicted model, not a curated record
GGACAGAGUGGGAAAAGGAACAAGCAGAGUUAGAGGCAGGACAAAAUAAGUUAUAUAGACAGCUUUUAUAUAUUUAUAUAUAUAUUUUAAUGUUUUAGAAAAUCGUGGUGGUGGGGGAGAAACAAUAGUGGUGAGAGCGGAUGGACUUGACAGUGUAGUUAGUUAUGGAGUCCCCUUUGAGCAAGAGGAAUCCGGCGAUAAGAUUAGCGGAUUUGGCAGCGACUCAACCUCUUCCUCAUCAGAAUAUGACAGGCUUCCCGGGGCUAGGGGGGCAUCACCCUCACUCCCACCAUGCUCACCACCACCCUGGGGAGAUGGGCAACGACCCCGGAGUGGCACUCACUCCAUUUGGACCCGAGCACAUGGCACAGACAAAUGCUCUCAAACUUAGCCCCUCUCAGCACAUUCAGAGCUAUCCUGAAGCCCAGACCGUCGCAGCGGCAGCAGCAUCCUUCACUUCUACUCAGACCACAGUUGGUUACCCCGUGGCUCCUCACCCUCACUCAGGCUACUCUAACAGCAGGGACUACAUCCUCAGGAGAGAACUCUCAGCCUCGGCUAUGCAUGCACUUGGCGACCAGCAUAGUUCAGCCUCCUCCCCUCAUCACCAUGGCAUGUUCAUCUCCCCAACAGGUGCUUAUGGGCACGCCGAGACUUGUGCCCUUCCACUUUUCUCUGGACUCCACGACCAGGCGGCACCAGGUGCCCACCAUCACCAUCACCAUGCCCUCAACGGGCAGAUGCGUUUGGGUCUACCGGGGGACAUCUACGGCAGGCCAGAGCACUUCGUCCACAGGCCCGAGCACUAUGGACCUUCUUCCCUCCACAGCUACAACUCCAUGAACCUCAAUGUGAACAUCGCUUCUGCUCCUCACGGAGCCGCGGGGGCGUUUUUGAGAUACAUGAGGCAGCCCAUCAAGCAAGAGUUAAUCUGCAAAUGGAUUGACCAAGAGCAAACUUCAAAGAAGCCCUGCUCCAAAACGUACAGCACCAUGCAUGAGCUGGUCAACCAUGUCACGGUGGAGCACGUCGGGGGACCGGAGCAGAGCAGUCACGUCUGCUUCUGGGAAGAAUGUCCGCGCGAGGGGAAAGCUUUUAAGGCGAAGUACAAACUAAUAAACCACAUCCGAGUUCACACGGGAGAGAAACCCUUCCCUUGCCCUUUCCCCGGCUGUGGAAAAGUGUUCGCUCGCUCGGAGAAUCUAAAGAUUCAUAAAAGGACACACACAGGAGAGAAGCCUUUCAAGUGCGAGUUUGACGGCUGCGACAGGAAAUUCGCCAACAGCAGUGACCGGAAGAAGCACUCCCACGUCCACACGAGUGACAAGCCUUACUACUGCAAAGUCCGAGGCUGUGACAAGUCCUACACGCACCCCAGCUCGCUGCGAAAGCACAUGAAAGUCCAUUGCAAGUCGCCCCCGCCCCCUUCCUCCAACGUUUCAUACCAUUCCUCUUCGAACCCUCUCAGCGCGCCCCUUUCGCCCGUCUCCGAACCGCACAGGAACCGGUCAGCGAAUCUCUCGCCUCAGGUUACCAACCUUAAUGAGUGGUACGUGUGCCAGGGGAGCGGGGGACCCAACCACCUCCACACCCCCUCCAGCAAUGUGCCAACGACGGACUCGGAAGAGGAGGACUCUUUCAGAAAUGCAGACCCAAGGACAAUGCUCUAAUGUUUACAAACAGAAAAGAAAAAGAAAAUCCCCAAAUUAUCUCCCAACUGUGUAUACGUGUAGUAACCUAAGACCUAAUAAGUGCAUGAGGACUGUACUGACUGUACGCAUAUCAAUUGGACUAUGAAGCAAGAAAUAGCGCUGCGGAUGUCAGAUGAUGAAGAACAAACAACUGCCUUUAAAACGUGCCCUCUUUGUUUCCUUUCUAAAGAGCUGAAUGUAUCAACAUAUCAAGAAGUCUCAAUAUAGAAAAGCUACAAUCACCAGUAUUAUUUGAGAAAAUGAAAUCAUAUAAUAAGAGGGCCAAGGGAAGGCUAAAUAUAGGCUACUGGGAACAUAAAUACAAUGUCAUUCUUAAGGAUAAGCCUUUGGAAAAAAACCUGCAUAGCCUACAUAUGCAGGCUACAUUUACAUGCAUGCAUCGUUUAACAUGAUUAAGUCAUAACUGCUUAAUUAUGCUUACAUUGACAUUGUCCAUAUGAUCGCAACCCCUAGAAAUGUAACAUGUCUUAUUCAUCAAUGUCCAAUCUCAGACAGAAGGGAGAAAACAGACGUUGUGGCUCAUGCAAAGUACAUCAGCCUUGAACACUAAACAUCCCAAAAUGGUGGAGUUCCAUUCCAUUUUUCUUCUGAAAACCUCAUAGUAGAUGCGAGAACUAAUGUAAACAUCCAAUUGAAUUUCGAACACCUGCAGAGAGCGAGAGACAUGUCGCACACACAUGACGCAAUUAAGUCAUAAAUAGGAAUCAAAAUAAUAAUGGCUAACAUGCAAGUGUCUUAAAGGGUUCAUACGUCGUUUUAAUAUUAAUACAAUGACUAUGUUAGGAUAUACAUUUUUUUUUGUCCUAGGCUAUUUAAGAACUAUUUAAGACUACAUUUGAUGCAACAACAAAAAAAUUACACCAGUGUUUUUCACUCGUUAAAGAGUAGACUACGAAUAAGUCCUUCGAGACCCUAAAUAUGUACACUGACAGGUUUUGUCGCUAACGGUCGGAGUUGUAUAUAAUUGUAUUGAUGCUCGUGAUUGUUGUUCUUAGUCUUAAUUACAAAGAAUGUUGUUUUGUACAUUGUAAUUUAUUUGCUGAUAUUAAUGUUGUACUGGAUUUACAGAGACACCAAAGAAUAAUAAUAUUAAUUUUGGUGAAUACGUAGUAGCUUACUGAUGCUUUUGAUCUUGUUCUGUAAAAGAAAAAUAAUUAUUAUUUACUUGAAUAUAGGCAGUGUAAUGUGAAACGUCAUUCCUCUCGCAUGCCCUUUGCAGUGACUGUGUUUUCUCUUUGAGGUGCGUGGUGCCGUUGGUUAUGAUGGAUAAAACGUGUUGGUGAAACAGCUAUGAUUGUGCAGACCCUUGAUGUUCGUGAUGCAAUUGACAGUAUAAAUUCAAGCUAAAGCUGAAUAAACACACAAGGCCGAGUUAAUAGUUAA